UUGUGUGCAGAACAAUCAACUUCAUGAUGCUGUGCUGGUAAGAGGAAAUGCUGGGCCACCACGGUGUAACUGGGCAGGGAGAAGAAAUGAUGUUUUUCACCUGCUAUAGAGCAGAGUAGAUCUGUACCAUACAGUGUGUAGGAUCAAUAUGGAGUCAACACCUAGUAGUUAUUUUGCUGGCACUCAACUGUCAGUCUGACAGAAGCAAUAUAACCUUCACCUAUGGCUAAUCUGGAGAGAAAUAACAAAAUCCUGCUUGAUUUGGUGCGACAGCCAGAUAACAAUGAGUGUGCUGACUGUGGAGCUCCUGACCCUGACUGGGCUUCCUAUACUCUUGGUAUCUUUGUGUGUCUGAACUGCUCAGGAAUGCAUCGUAAUUUGCCCGCAGUCAGCAAAGUGAAAUCCAUACGUCUGGAUCACUGGGAUGAUUCACUAGUACAGUUCAUGCGGGAGACAGGAAAUUCUGCAGCCAAAGCUGUUUAUGAGAAGUGUGUCCCUGCCUUUUUCUACAGGCCUCAAGAAAAAGACUGUGUGGUUCUUAAAGAUCAAUGGAUACGUGCAAAGUAUGAGAGAAGAGAAUUCACAGGAGAAAACAAUUACAUACAGCAAACGUAUACCUCAGACCUCUUUGAGUCAACACUAUGGAAGAAAGGCAAAGACAACAAGCAGUUUCUCAAGAGGAUCUUUUCACUGUCCAAGAAAGACUUCACCCUCAGAUACUUCAUUAAAGAGGAUUCCAAGACUCCUAAAGCUGUCAUCAGCAUGAAGGACCUGAAUGCAGUUUUCCAACCAGAGAAAAUUGGUAAUGCUCACGGCCUGCAGAUCUCCUAUGUGCAGGACGAACGCACGAGAAAUCUGUUUGUUUACCAUGAGGAUGGAAAAGUCAUUGUAUCCUUGUUCAAUGCUCUUCGGGCAACACGCUUGCUAUACCUUCGGAAAAUAAAUCCCACUCUUCAUGACAAUGACUUAAUACCUCAUAUAACAGGAACGUGCCUGAAGGAGGGGUACAUGGAGAAAACUGGCCCAACGCAACGGGAGCCAUUCAAGAAGAGGUGGUUCACACUAUGCUCAAUGAACAGAAAACUACUAUAUUUUAAGUCCCCACUGGAUGCUACAGAGUUGGGUGCUGUCUUCAUUGGCACAGAGAGCCACAGCUACUCUGUUUCAGAGUACAGCGGCCGGAGCACAAGAGGAGGCCGCUGGCACUGUGGCAUCACGCUGCAGACUCCAGGGAGACAGUUUGUGUUCAUGUGUGAGCAGGAGCAGGAGCAGAUUGAGUGGCUGGAGGCCUUUAGAAAGGUCAUCUCUCAACCCAUGACCCCAGAGGACUAUGCUAAUGAAGCCAACCUGAGAAGGGGGAAAUGACUGGAACUUGUUUUGCAAAGGUCCAGGACGCAAAAAAAGAGAAAGUAUUUU
Molecule: messenger RNA, 1416 nt
Organism: Scomber japonicus (chub mackerel)
Lineage: Eukaryota; Metazoa; Chordata; Actinopteri; Scombriformes; Scombridae
Product: arf-GAP with dual PH domain-containing protein 2-like
Exons: 11
Coding region: 223-1365 (380 amino acids)
Biological process (GO): positive regulation of GTPase activity
Cellular component (GO): plasma membrane; intracellular membrane-bounded organelle
Molecular function (GO): phosphatidylinositol bisphosphate binding; GTPase activator activity
Source: RefSeq, a predicted model, not a curated record